Colletotrichum abscissum is the source of this 714-nucleotide messenger RNA. RefSeq lists its product as uncharacterized. The coding region runs from base 1 to 714 and encodes 237 amino acids. The transcript has a single exon. NCBI's taxonomy places the organism in Eukaryota, Fungi, Ascomycota, Sordariomycetes, Glomerellales, Glomerellaceae. The record is from RefSeq and is a predicted model, not a curated record.
AUGUAUAAAUGGGUCCUCCAUUUCUUGUCCACAGCCUUGCUAUCACCAUCUCUCACGCAACAUAAAAGAUGGCCACGGGCUCAAUCUCAACUCUCCAUUCUCAGGACUAAUCAAGUGAGCUUAGUCGUCGGGAGAAUGCUUGGCACACCGACAGGGUCCAAGUUCCGGCGUUUCAAGGGUCACCCGCGUAGAGACGGCUCGAAACUAGCCAUCGAUGACGACCGCCGCUCACUUGAAGACACUGAGGGUUCGGCAGCGUGGAACCGUUUGCGGGCCGCGACAAGAAUACUCUACUAUUGGUGGCGGCCAACGACGGCGCGUCGUCGAACUACCCCAGGAUGGCCGUCGAAUCACUUCAGGAUCCUGAACAACUUCGAGCUCGGACCCAGGCUUCGAUGCAUCAUCUGCUGCUCGAUCGAGACGAACUAUUAUGUGCGUCGGCGGAGUCUCGAAGCUGCCCACGACUUCGGACGGACCACCAUCCGUCCAAUUCACCCGAGUCAGAGAACCUACACUAGCAUCUGGCAGAUCGCAGCAUGGUUCCAGAGGGCGUUUUUUGCAACAGAGACGCCGAGGGGACCGAAGAAGCAGAAUGGUGGGACCCUGAGACUUUGCAUUGCACCAAGUCUGGAUGCAUUCCAUGACGCCCAUUAUCUGCCAAGAUGGCCCGACGACGUAUACCAACCAUACAUUUUAGACGACUUGUAUUCGUAA